This is a messenger RNA of Drosophila hydei, 1872 nucleotides long. Its product is annotated as maltase A3. The record is from RefSeq and is a predicted model, not a curated record. Lineage: Eukaryota; Metazoa; Arthropoda; Insecta; Diptera; Drosophilidae. The coding region runs from base 21 to 1817 and encodes 598 amino acids. Gene Ontology annotation, biological process: carbohydrate metabolic process. The transcript is spliced from 3 exons.
GAUCGGUCAGGCAGUCAGUUAUGGCGCACUUAUUGAAGUUGUUAGUUACAUUGUUGUGCUUGGGUCUGCGGUACGACCCGAGCCAGGCAGCUGCCAUAGAGCUGGAGAGCGCGAGCAGCAGUGAGGCGACACGUGACUGGUGGCAGGUGGCGCAGUUCUAUCAGAUCUAUCCACGCUCCUUUAAGGACUCCGAUGGCGAUGGCAUUGGCGACCUGCAGGGCAUUAUCUCCAAACUAGAUUAUCUCAAGGAUCUGGGCGUCACGGCCACUUGGCUGUCGCCCAUCUAUACCUCGCCCAUGGCCGAUUUUGGCUACGAUAUAGCCGAUUUCUUUGACAUUCAAGCGGAGUAUGGCACGCUGAAAGACUUUGAUGAGCUCAUUGCAGCUGCCAACGAACGUGGACUGAAAAUUAUACUCGACUUUGUGCCGAAUCAUUCCAGUGACGAGAACGUCUGGUUCCAGAAGUCAGUGCGUCGCGAGAAGGGCUACGAGGAUUACUAUAUGUGGCACGAUGGCUACGUAAAUGCCACCACCGGCCAGCGAGAGCCGCCAUCCAACUGGCUGCAGGCAUUCCGAGGCAGCGCCUGGGAGUGGAACGAACAGCGUGGCCAAUAUUACCUGCAUCAGUUUGCAGUGAAACAGCCUGAUCUCAACUAUCGCAAUCCGGCGGUUGUGGCUCAGAUGAAGCGCGUUCUCACCUACUGGCUGGAUCGCGGUGUUGCCGGCUUUCGCAUUGAUGCCGUGCCCUGGUGCUUCGAGGUGCUGCCCGAUGCUGAGGGUCGCUAUCCAGACGAGCCGCUGAGCGGCUAUACGGAUGAUCCAGAUGAUUCGUCAUAUUUGAAGCACAUCUACACCCAGGAUCUGAUUGAAACGGUGGACAUGGUGUACCAAUGGCGCCAACUGCUCGAUGACUACAAGCGCAUACAUGGCGGAGAUACGCGCGUGCUUAUGGUCGAGACCUAUUCGGCCCUGGACUAUGUCAUGAAGUUCUAUGGCAAUCACACCACCAAGGGCGCUCAGAUACCAUUCAAUUUCCAGUUCAUUGUCGGCGGCGAAGGCAACAAGAACAACACGCAAUUGAAUGCAGCUGGAUUUCUGAAGAUCAUCAAUAGCUGGCUGGGCCAGAUGCCAGCGGGCCAAACAGCCAAUUGGGUGAUGGGCAAUCAUGAUCAGCGCCGUGUGGGCAGUCGCUAUGGAGAGAACCGCAUUGAUAUAAUGAAUAUGCUGCAAAUGUUUUUGCCAGGUGUGAGCAUUACGUACCAGGGCGAGGAGCUGGGCAUGACCGACCUGGAUAUUAGCUGGGAGGAUACCCGUGAUCCGGCUGCUUGCAACUCGAAUGCGAACAUUUACGAGCAAUUCACGCGUGAUCCAGCCAGAACGCCCAUGCAGUGGAGCAGCGAGGCGAAUGCCGGCUUCUCCACCAACAGCACCACCUGGCUGCCCAUCAAUCCCAACUAUGUGACGGUCAAUGCGGCGGCAGAGGCAGCCGCCAACACCAGCCACCUCAAGCUGUACAAGCUGUUGGUGGAGCUGCGUAAGACCAAGACGCUGCAGUACGGAAACACACGUUGUGCUGCUGUCAACGAGAAUGUGCUGGCCGUGAAGAGAUCGUUAAGUGGACAGCCUACAUAUGUGCUGGUGGCCAAUCUGCUGGACACCAGCGUUAGUGGUGUGGACGUAGCUAGCGUGCUGUAUGCCUCCGGCAGCUAUAAGAUUAAGCUGCUCAAUCCGCAGGCCACUGCGGCCGUGGGCGACAGCGUCGCGUUGAACAACCUCAGCCUGCCACCAUAUGCGGCGCUCAUUGUGGAAUCUGUAUAAAUGGCCUUCAAAUUAUAUGCCUUGUCAUAAGUCAUCAAGCACAUAUAUAUAUACU